Messenger RNA from Aethalodelphis obliquidens (Pacific white-sided dolphin), 694 nucleotides. It is a transcript of the gene SMCO2, whose product is annotated as single-pass membrane protein with coiled-coil domains 2. Lineage: Eukaryota; Metazoa; Chordata; Mammalia; Artiodactyla; Delphinidae. The record is from RefSeq and is a predicted model, not a curated record. The coding region runs from base 1 to 642 and encodes 213 amino acids. The transcript is spliced from 5 exons.
AUGGCUCUCACGAAGCUAAGUGUCAAGAUGCUUCUGCAGAUGAAGCUAGCUGGGAAGGAGCAAGAAUUGACAGAGGAAAACAAUGGCUUUCUCCAAAACAUCGAUGUGGCUGAAGGUGCAAUGCAGAAUUUGCUAAGGGAAUUUACCAAAAUGGACCACAUCUUGGACAGAUCAGAUGAUGAGGACAUUUUCUCUGAAAACUCUGAAACUGACUUCCUUCAUGAUUUGGAGACUAAAAAAUGGGAUAUGUUGGAGCUGGAGGCUGGGCAUGACCGGGACCUGCAGAGUGAACAAGCUGAGCAAGAAAGAGAUCACGUUCAACAGGAAGAUCCCCAGGCAUCCACAUCUUUGCAGUUUUCAAAGGAGAACAUCCCUGAAUAUAGAAGCAAUGAUUUGUGUAACUGCCAAGAGAUAGCCAGUGGCAAUAAUGCCAAGAAACUUGGCUCAGAAAUGUGCACUGAGGAUUUUCAUGUUUAUGUCCUCACCUUCACUGGACUUUCAUGUUACAUACUAUUUUUUGAUGCUACGUUUAUUUUUGAAAAGGUGCUCCCUACAAUGCUUGGGUGCCGCAGAAUGUGGGAACUGCGGGAGAUUAUUGCCCCUUUCUUGAAUUUGGAAGUGGAAGACUUGUUACCCUCCUAAAGAUACUGUUACCCUACUGACUUUCUUCCUAAUAAAAUUCUGGCUGUUCUUA